Aspergillus homomorphus CBS 101889 is the source of this 1248-nucleotide messenger RNA. Its product is annotated as indoleamine 2,3-dioxygenase. Gene Ontology annotation, cellular component: cytoplasm. Gene Ontology annotation, biological process: 'de novo' NAD+ biosynthetic process from L-tryptophan. The transcript has 2 exons. The record is from RefSeq and is a predicted model, not a curated record. Lineage: Eukaryota; Fungi; Ascomycota; Eurotiomycetes; Eurotiales; Aspergillaceae. Gene Ontology annotation, molecular function: metal ion binding; heme binding; indoleamine 2,3-dioxygenase activity. The coding region runs from base 1 to 1248 and encodes 415 amino acids.
AUGCUACAGCCUCUCGAUAUAGAUCUCGCUGCCUACCAGAUAUCCACCAAGUGCGGUUUCUUGCCCGAAGAACCGCCCGUCGCAAGGCUCAAUGACUCAUACUACGAUCCAUGGGAAUGUCUACUUUCAGAUCUCCCACGACUUCUCGUGGAGGGCCUUGCUCGAGAAGAAAUUGACAGACUGCCGGUUCUGUCAACAAAGAGGCUAAGUUCCGAGCCCAUGUGGCGGAGAGCCUAUGUGAUACUGUCCUUCCUAGCACAGGCAUAUAUAUGGGAAAGGGGAAUUGUCAGAAAUACUCUCCCGCCCUCUAUUGUACGUCCCCUGCUGGACGUUGCCCAACAUCUUGAACUCAAGCCGUGUGCCACCUUUGCUGCGUUUUGCCUUUGGAACUUCUCCGUUCAGAGGUCAGAUGACGAGCCGGGCGAGAUUAGUAUUACACAACCAGAAAAUCUGCCCACAAUCUCGUCAUUGAGCAACACUCAAGAUGAGUCCUGGUUCUUCAGCAUCUCCAACGCUAUUGAGGCUCGCGGAGGACCAAUCAUCUUCUCGCUCUUGACGGCCCUCCGUGCGGUGCAGUUAAAUAAUGUAUCGCAGCUGGAGCAAUUCCUGCAAGAGGUCAGUGCGAGCCUGGAGGAGAUCCGCCGCACUCUCGAGCGUAUAUCCGAGCGGUGUGAACCGUGGGUCUUCUACGAUGAAGUGCGGCCAAUGCUCUGCGGCAGCCGCAAUGUGACCUCAACUGGCUUCCCAAACGGGGUGUUCUACGUUCACGGCGAAGUGCCCACUGAGGGACAAUGGCACGCAUACUCGGGCGCAAGCAACGCCCAGAGCUCCACCAUCCAGUUAUUCGAUGUUAUUCUAGGAGUUCAACACGAGGCUUCCGCGAACGGCGCCGCGGUCGGAGAGUCCAAGAUGGGAUAUCUCCAGGAGAUGCGGCACUAUAUGCCUGGACCCCACAGACGAUUCUUGGAACUCAUGGAAGAGAGGUGCACCAUCCGGGCCUUUGUUCUGAGCCAACCACCCGACUCGGAAGUGCAGAAGCUCUACCAAAUUGCGGUGCUGGAGCUCAGGGCGCUUAGGGAUACGCAUUUGUCUAUUGUGUCACGCUACGUGAUCAUUCCUGCGAUGAGACACAAGGCGCGGCGUUGCAGCUUGGGAUGCACAGACCUGAUUGGAACUGGUGGGACGGAGAUGAUUUCGUUCCUUAAGAAUAGUCGAGAUGAGACGGACGCGGCGUCUCGUCUUCAAUGA